This is a messenger RNA of Baudoinia panamericana UAMH 10762, 1867 nucleotides long. RefSeq lists its product as uncharacterized. The record is from RefSeq and is a predicted model, not a curated record. Lineage: Eukaryota; Fungi; Ascomycota; Dothideomycetes; Mycosphaerellales; Teratosphaeriaceae. The coding region runs from base 106 to 1605 and encodes 499 amino acids. The transcript has a single exon.
GGACGCCAGCGCCAAGCAUAUCGACCCCUAAGAUCAGCAGGGAACAGUCAAUCGUUCGAGCGUUCAGUGGAUUUACCCAACUUCUCCCCUCUCACGCACACAACCAUGUGCGUCAUUGAGAAGAGGACCUAUGACCACGGCGACGAUCGUCGAGAGGUCGUUGAGACAUCGCAUCCCUGCUCUCAUGCUGUUGGGAGCCGACUAUGUAGCCGUGUCAAGAUACGUCACACCGAGCAAGCCACUCUGGUUGAACACCGUCCGUCUCUAGACCGAUCAGCCGAGGACGCCAUACUCAUCACGCAAGGCACCAGCGGUCGAAAGACUGUCUAUCGCGACCUCUCUAAGAAGAAGACUAAGCGGCACCAUAGUCGAAGAAGUGACGCUGGUCAUUGGCGGACUACCAGCAACGAUCCAUCGCCAUCGUCGUCGACAUCACCCUACAGGUAUGGUGAGAUCAUGCCAGAAGCACCUUCUCCGCCCCCAAUAACAAGCAUUCGUCGACCGGAGAAUCUGAGUCAUCCUGACGCAAGGGGUGACCGGACAGUGGCACCUAAUGGCACAGCAAUCUACGACAGAGUGCCAUCGAUGGAGCUACCUAGAGCUGCCAACAACGAGCGCCGGACUAGGAUUGUGCAACCCAGCAUGUCUCGACGUUCUUCCAUAUCGAGCACGACGGCUGUGCUAGACAAUGGCGCACCACUUCAGCCAAUCGAGCCAGGUCGUCGUCCAAGUAUAAGAAUUCGGACUUCCAUGCAACCACCUCUGGCUUCGUCUCCGACUACGUCAUCUCCAGGUCUUAGCAAGCCGCCGAGGCUGAGUACACGCCGUCGUGACUCAGGCAGUGAGGUUCCGAAACCGCCAUCACGUCAUAACAGUGACGAGGAUGACCGUAGACGUCGAUUGGCAGAGAACGAAAUGCAGCAGGCUCGACUGGAACGGGAGAGGCUGGCAGAGACUGAGCGACGUCAGCAAGCCAGGGAUGAUAGUGCCUCCCGUGAACGACAUCGCGCGGAAGCCGCCGCCGCCUUAGAGGGUGGUCGUGCCAGGGACGAACAGCAGCGAUCGCGGGAACGUAAAGACGCCGAACGCAUGGCUGAUCUCAAGGCGGAGUGGGCACAAGUUGAUCGUGAGCGCGAGGAGAAUGAAGCGCGGAGACGACACGACGAGCGGGCAUAUGAUCGCCUGAGGCAAGAUGCUGAAGCAAGGGCUCGGCGCCGUGCUGCACGGGGCAGUCCGAUAAGCCCGAUACUGGACUUUGCAUCAGACAGCACGUCUCCGCUGUCGCCAAGACUAUCGCGAACAACAGCGUACCCGACCACGGUCACAGUACAUCAGGAACGGCCACCCACGAGAAGGCAUAGCUCACUCCAGGAGAGGGGUGAAGAGGUCAUUGCAAGGGAGCAGCGGCGCAUGGAAAUGGAGGAUAGGGCGCAGUUGGCCAGCAGCCGGCUAAGUACGAUUGUCGGCGGAUUGUCGCUUGACGAUGAUGAUGAGUACCGGACUGUGGAGGCCGAUGACUUCUACACUGCAGAUAUCAGGGAGGCGAAAGACCAAAGGCGGCGGCGGAAAGAGGCUGAGAGGGCUGAGCGGAAAGGGUGGGUCUGAAGGUAAGCGUGUUUCUUGCUCGCUAUUGUAUCGUUAGCUUCACCCUGCGUGGGAGAGCUUGUUAUCUAUUCCAUAAAUCUCGGUGCAAUGGUUGGGUUAGAGGACAAAGCCGCUUGCUCACGAGUUGUCGUCCGACCCGAUCGGCAAGCGGACGGGCUGCGAAGCCUCGGGGAAAUGUUGGCCGAGGUUUGUGACCUUCGUCGAAAUGCUGUGCUUCAAUUACUAGGUAACUGCAUUCUGCACGACACUAACACACGGAUCU